GUUGCCAGCACCUCAUCAGUUAGAAAAAACGAAGCGCACGGACCGCUUUUACCCCAACCCAAAGACUUGCCCGAUUAAGCGACUAUUGUGCAAACGACAAAAUUUCUCUUUGCAGUCGUUGCCAUUUACACGCGCACAUACAGGCCCAGGGUUGUACUUGAUGGCUUCUUCGAAAACUACGUCUCAAGUGACUGCCACGUGGAAAGACAGGCUCGUAAAGCUUCAAGAGCUACAAGAAUCGGUUAUAAAUAGGCCAUAUAGCAUCGUCCAAAGGCUCAGGCUUGCACUAGCAUACAGAAGCUUAGGAUACCCGGACCUGGCUCUUGGCGACGCUUAUAAAGCUCUACUGCUUGCAGACGAAGUCGCCGACGAGGGUGAAUUCCAUGAGCAGGCACUCCGUGCAGCUAAAGAAGAUAUAACCUCAGAUUUACACAGCCAGCUAGCUUCUGAGUUGCCUUACAUCGUCCCUGGUGUAGACCAUACAACAUGCACCUGUACGGCGGAGUCGACGGGCUCGGAUGAGGGAGAUGAGCCCAUGGCAGUAACCAUAGCAAGGAACUGCUGGUCCAAAACAGCGUACGCCAUCGUUGUCCAGUCUCUGAUAGACUGCGGUUGUCUCCGGAGUGCAUUCGACUACAUUACACGAGCACUGCAGGCAUUCCCCUCCAACCGCCACUUCAAAGCUCUUCGGGAGACUAUACUGCAGAAAUUGCGCAGUCAUUUCAGCUCUAAGGGCGACAAUUUUGAUGCGGCUGAUGUGGAGGAGUACCCGGACAUGGGACUUGUCCGGCGUGAGAAGUAUCCCUGGAAUAAUUACGAGCCGGAUCGGUUUUCUGAAGAGUCACUUAGGAUCAUGAAUGAGGAAAUGGCUCUUGUCGCACCAAAACUGGAGAUCAAGAAGACAACUCUCCUCAUUCUCUCACCCGACACCGCGGCAUCAAAUAAACUGCCGACUUCGCGCUACGUGGACCAGUUAGGCAUAUUUGCCAAGGAAGACAUUCCUCCGGGCGAGGUGAUCCUGGAAGAGAAGUCGCUGUUAACAGCUGUUGCGAGGUUACGUGAUUCCUUCUGCGACGCUUGCAGUAUUCCUCUCUCCAAAGUAGAUGGUUCCGCGGAAAGUAUCAUAGCCUGUGACGAGUGCGAGGACGCGUACUUCUGCAGCUCGGAAUGCUACGAGCUUGCUCAAGACAAUUAUCACCCGGCUCUUUGUGGCGUAAACAUCGACCAGAAGGUGUCAGCAAGUGAAUCUUCCGAUUUCCUGUACUCACUUCUCCUUAUCCGCGCAUUGGCCCUUGCAGAAGUGCAAAAUAUCCACCCGCUGGAGCUGAAAGAGGUUCGUUUCAUCUGGGGCGAUUACCACGGUCUUGACCUCGAGGAAAAAUGGAAGAACAACGGCGAGAAGAACACCACGGACCCGUUCAGCGGUGUACCGCAAACUCUGCCGUUUUCGUUCAAAGAUAACAUUUUGACCCCUCUCAACAUCUUGGAGAGGAUGGAUAUCAACAUAUACGAGCACGAAGACCGCUAUGACACGUGGGUAUUCAACACACUAUACGCGAAAUUCCGAGGCACUGCCUCAGCUCGGCAAGGUCUGGACCGCAGGCCAGAAGUGUCAGCUGUGCAUCCCAUGUGGUGUAUGGGGAAUCACAGCUGUGACCCCAACGUUGCUUGGGAGUGGGAAGGUAGUAUACGAUUUUGGACCCGUGAGGAGCUGGUACCCUGGGAAGGCCGAGACCCAGAUGAGAAACCGGGCCUCCGUAGAGGCGAAGAAUUAAGAAGCCACUACUGCGAUGUCAGCCUUCCUGUCAAAGAAAGGCGGGAGUGGGCAGUUGGUGCGUUGGGCGGCGACUGUAUGUGUCCACGAUGCGUCUGGGAGGCAGCUCAGGAGAAUACAUAGGCUUGACCUUGAGAUGUUGGAGAUGCUAUAUCCUUCAGAUUUGGACUUAGACGACGAUGGAGUUUUUAUCCCUCGGAAACCUCCCAGAAAUGCACAGUUCUAAGGCUCAUAUGGAUAGACUGUGUCAACAUUUGAACCAGAAUCUCUUUAUGCCCUUAUUAGAC
Messenger RNA from Westerdykella ornata, 2061 nucleotides. RefSeq lists its product as uncharacterized. Gene Ontology annotation, cellular component: nucleus. The coding region runs from base 161 to 1897 and encodes 578 amino acids. NCBI's taxonomy places the organism in Eukaryota, Fungi, Ascomycota, Dothideomycetes, Pleosporales, Sporormiaceae. The transcript is spliced from 5 exons. Gene Ontology annotation, molecular function: protein binding. The record is from RefSeq and is a predicted model, not a curated record.